Molecule: messenger RNA, 1650 nt
Organism: Aureobasidium vineae
Lineage: Eukaryota; Fungi; Ascomycota; Dothideomycetes; Dothideales; Saccotheciaceae
Source: the annotation of a GenBank genome assembly
AUGGACUCCUCAAAGUCCCCCGCUCCCCUGGUCGACAAGACAGACAUGGCCGGUGAUACCAGCACAGGAUGGUCUAUGCAACACUCAGCCGACAUGAUGCCUAACAACGGCCAGCAGUUUGGCGCCAUACCCAUGGACUUCGAGUUCGGCGUGACUACCCAACACUUUGGAUCCUUGCCUGAACACUCCAUGCUCGAAGGUGGAUUGGCUGGCUAUGACUACAGCAACAUGGCCAACAUGAACGGUGGUGAUAUGGUUCACAAUAAUCACUUCAAUGGUGAUUUCGAGGAGACCACGAACGCAAAGACACCCGGCUACCACGGCUUCGAUACCGACACUGCUGAUUACCACUCGUCUGCCAUUCACAGCUCUUCUCCUGCCCAGAACGACCACACCCACCAAUUUUACGGCAUGCAGACUCCCUUCGACCCUUCUGUCAACACCUACGAUGCCAAGACUCCUUACGUCGCUCCCAACCCUUAUACCUCGUCACCUCACCACUCAUCUACUGGCUAUGCUGGAGGAAUUCCUGACCUCGACUUGAAUGAAAAUGUCGCUCAGCCAUCUGAGGACUUCUUCCCCGGUCCCAGCCCCAUGGAAGCAGCCUUCCCCCUUUCGAGACCUUCCACACCCAUNCCCAGAGCCAGGCCCUGCCANAGAAGACGCCUACUCCCCGCAAGGCUAAGACUAAGGCAAAGGCAGCUAUUGCUGGCGACGCAGAAGACACUGACGAAGACCGCUCGCUACUCUCCACUCGUGGAAAGGGCAAGGGCAAAGGCAAGGCGAAGGCAGCUGUGGUUGGUGACGAAGAAGAGGAAGUUGACGAUGACGGAGAGGCCCCUGCUACAGGCUCAUCGACCAAGGCCAAGGGCCGCAAGAGAGCAGUUACCCCUCCCACUCCUAAACCCAGCACACCCUCUAGGAAGUCAAAGGCAGGCNACUGCUACCAGAAAGUCGACCAAGAAGGCUACAGCCAAUGUCCUGAACACUAUGGGUCAUCAGCGCGUUCGCAAGGCACCCAAGAAUGGCAUUGCCCAAUUCAAGCCCAUCCCUAGUUCCUUUGAGGAAUGCGACAUCGCCGACCAGACCCUGAUCACCAUGCGCGAUGCCCGCUACGCUGAACUCGAGGGAAUUAAACACGGUAGCAGCACUAUCCCCAACCGCUACGAACGCCUCAAGACUGCCUUCGUCAACAUGGUUCCUGAAGACAACCUUCGCCUCUUCAACAUCAAGGCCAAACUCGAAGACAACUUCAACAAGAGAAAGUGGGCCUUGAUCGCCAACGAAAUCACCAAGGAUGGUGGUGCCAAGUACGACCCUGAUGACUUGAGACGUCGUUUCAAGCAGCUCAUGGAGAAGAGCGGUUUCGCUGUUGAAGAAGGCCUGGCCAAGAAAGACGUCGACUUCAACAUCAACGCUGACGACAAUGACGAAGAAGAUGAGGGCGAGUCUUCAGAGCUCACCCGCAAGCAGCCACAGAUUACCUGGACCGGCGACGAAGAUGAAGAGGAUGACGCUCUGGGAGGAGGCGAGCAGGAGGACUCCGAGGAUAUUUCAUACCUCCAGCACAAUCGCCGCGAUUCACGCGAGCCCGCUCGCAUAGACGUUGACGACGAUGAGGAUGAGGGUGGAGAUUUGCUCGCCUACUAA